AUGAACUUUGUGGGUGUUGGUGUGUUUUUGGGGUGUCUGAUGUUAGUCUAACCUGUGUGUAAGGUGAUUGAGAGACUGAUUGUAACCCCUUGUAGCCAAACCCAAGAGUUAAGUGUGGUUGAGUGAGUCGGUUUUGUGACAAUUGGUUGGCAGCGGUGGCAUAAUUUAAUUUUUUAUUAGAGCAUUAGUGCUUGGAUUAAGUGUUUAACCCUUGCACUAAAGGACUGUACAUCCUUGCGAGGAAUAUACAGUCUUCAAGGACAAACGCAGUGCAUAGUCUAGAAAAGACAUACUUGCAAACAGUAGUGCCCUUCCCUUCUUUUUUCUUUCCUAUCUUUUAUUUGGCAAUUGUCCUCUGAGAUGGCAUCCUACAAGAGGCAGAGCAAGGAACAGCUGUCCAGACUCUGUGAGGAGAGAGGGAUUGCAGUAGCAAAUCAGACCAAGGAAUGGCUUAUUGCAUCCCUGGUUGAAAGUGACCAAGAGUCCAGCACUGGGCAGGUGGGCCAAACCAUGGACAUUGCUAUUGGCCAGUACCACUCUGAUGAGAGUGGCAGCAACAGUUCGCAGAGUGGUACAGGAUCUUCUCUGCAACUGGUUUUGCAGCAGCUGGGCUCAUCGGACCCUAACUUACGGCUACAACUUAUACUGCAAUACCAGCAGGCCGAGGCUGCAGCAGCAGAACGCCAGGCCUCAGCAGAGAGGGAGGCAGCUGAGCGCCAAGCCGAGAGGGAAGCAGCAGCAGCAGCAGCAGCAGCAGAGAGGGAGGCAGCUGAGCGCCAAGCAGAACGACAAUUCCAGCUGGAGAUGGCACGGCUCCAAAAAGGUACUGCCCCACCUCACAGCAGUGACUCCCGGGAGGCCAAUGUCUUCAAACCCCGUCUGGAGAAUUUUCCCGUGAUGGAGAAGGAUGGGGAUCUGGACACUUUUCUGAGGGGGUUUGAAAAAACCUGCAGGCAAUUUCAUUUACCCCGUGAGCAGUGGGCAAGUUUCCUGACCCCAGGGCUUAAGGGCAAAGCUCUGGAAGUUUUUGCGGACCUUCCACUAGAAUAUGAUGGGGACUAUGAUGAAAUAAAAAAAGCUUUAAUUAGGCACUUUAACCUCACCCCAGAGGUACACCGCAAGAAAUUCAGGAGUCUACAGCGUGGGGCGCACGACAGCUACACUGAUGUGGUUGGGAGGCUGAGAAUCACCUUCCAUCAGUGGGUGCAGGGUCGCAGUGUCUCAACAUUUACAGAAUUGGAGGACCUGAUGAUACUGGACCAGUUCCUGUGUAUCUGUCCAGUGGAAGUCCAGCAGUUUGUCCUUGACCGUGAGCCCAAAACUGCUGAUCAGGCAGCACAAAUUGCAGAUGCAUAUACUGCAAACCGGAUGCCAGUAUCCAGGAAGCCUAUUCCAAACCCAGGGUCCCAUAGCUGGAAAGGAGGAAAGCCAGGAGGAAGCCCCUCCUUCCCUUCUUACAAACCGGGGGGAUCUGCAGCUGCUCCUGCAAGUAGCCCAGGGGUAAGGCCGGGACAGGUGGAUGCACGCCGCUGUUUUAUAUGUAAUAAGGUGGGCCACCUUAGUCAUGUCUGCCCUGACAAAAGGAAACCUACACCACCUGGAAAACCCCCUGGCCCAUCUCCUUCUGUUUUGUUUGUUGCUGGGACAGAGGGGAGCCACAAGGACAAUCUGCAGCCGGUUACCGUGGGCACUCAGGUAACUGUGGGACUCAGAGACACAGGAGCAGAGGUGACUUUAGUGCGCCCAGAGCUAGUAAACUGUGAGGAUAUUAUUCCCGGGAAGACCAUGGCUGUCACAGGAUUUGGGGGAGUCUAUCCUGCAGUGCCCAUGGCACGGGUUUACCUGGAUUGGGGAGCAGGGAGGGGGUUGCGGGAGGUAGGGGUGUCGGAAACCAUCCCUACUAAUGUGUUACUGGGUACUGACUUGGGCAGGUUGGUGUCACAGUAUGUGCCCGCAGGGGACCCUCUGGAGCCAGCAGAGCCCUACGUGAAUCCUGCUCAUCUACAGGUAUCUGAUAAUGAUGUUGAUUGUGAUGGGGGCUGGGAGGGAAAUCAGGAUGUGUUUGCAUGCAAUUCUGUAUUAGAGCCAGCUGAAUCCCCAUGCAUAGACCUGGGGGGAGGGGAAGUGUAUGUCCCAUCUCUAUCUCGGGGGGAGAACAAUUUCACAGGGAGUGUAGGGGGAUUCCCAGUAGCAAGCCACUGUGAUGUGGGAGGGGGAACCUCCCUUGUGUUGCAGCAGUAACCUGGCAGCAGUCUGUAAGGGCAAGCCAGUAUCAGACUGGGGGUACAGGGCUGGAGGGUCUGUCACUGAGUGGGGAGGAGGGCCCCUCUGAAGGAAGUCCCCUGCCUGUAGCGUUGCUGUGUCCUGACCCAGAGGACAGGGGGGUUCCAGCUUCUGGGGCCCUGCUCACACUCACACCAGAUCCCAGGUUUGACGCAAGCGGUCGGGAAUUUGAGGCA
Xenopus laevis (African clawed frog) is the source of this 2459-nucleotide messenger RNA. RefSeq lists its product as uncharacterized. Lineage: Eukaryota; Metazoa; Chordata; Amphibia; Anura; Pipidae. The transcript has 2 exons. The record is from RefSeq and is a predicted model, not a curated record. The coding region runs from base 361 to 2241 and encodes 626 amino acids.